This is a messenger RNA of Aegilops tauschii subsp. strangulata, 4849 nucleotides long. RefSeq names its product receptor-like protein kinase 7. Gene Ontology annotation, biological process: protein phosphorylation. Gene Ontology annotation, molecular function: ATP binding; protein kinase activity. NCBI's taxonomy places the organism in Eukaryota, Viridiplantae, Streptophyta, Magnoliopsida, Poales, Poaceae. Gene Ontology annotation, cellular component: plasma membrane. The record is from RefSeq and is a predicted model, not a curated record.
AACUAAUUCUUUUUUUUUUGGGUUCAAACUAAUUAGAGUUGAACACACAUCUCUCUUUUUUUUAGAACGAAGGCUCGCGGAGAGCCCAGCUUUGAAUUAACAAAGCCAUCAACCGGCCAGGAAUUACAACACAACACCACACCAAGCACAUCGGCCGAACGAUACAAGGGAGCUCCCUAGGAAGCUUACAACUCGACGCAGAAAACUAGCUCAGAACAAGGAAGCCCAAGCUAGUACACGCCGCCGACCGCAACAAACAAGAGCCAAGAAUUGCGAGCAGCGUGAGCACAACGAGGACCUGCCGAAACAGAGUGGAGUUGUGGACAUGACCGAGUCCAAGGUUGGAGGAAACCAAGCAUCUUCCAUCGCUCUCGCCGUAGAGGGACCCUUCCCUCUCGCCUUGGAUCGAAAGGCGCCACCGACGGACAUGAGAGACGCUCACCCUAGAGCAAGGGAGAUGCCGACCUCGAGUCCUGGGAUAGUCACAGAGCACAACCUCCUAGGACAUGAGCACACCUCAUCUGACACACCGAAGCAACCUAGGACACCUGAAAGACAGCGGGAAAGCCACCGGGAGGAGCCACUGAAGAACGAGCAGCACGGACAUCAGGAGAGGCCGCAGAACGACGAGGAGCAGGAGUCGUCGGCCGCUGAAGAGAAACACCGGGCGUCCAUGGCCAGGGACGUGCUGCUACUGCCGGGAAGAGGAACCCUAUCCCCUACCGCCGGAUCGCAGACGCCGUACCGCUGGAGCUGAGCCAAACACGCCACCGCCGAGGAGCACCGCACUUGAGGGGAGCGGGGACAGACUUCCCUACGAGCCAGGCCAACCACAGCCACCUGAUAACCAUAGCCGCCCAAAACUCCACCUUUGCCGCCCCUCAACCGAACGCACACUCCCCAGGCGGCGCCUCCAAGGAGGGCACGACGCGCAGCGCGCCGUCACCGCCCAUCCAAGAAGGAUUUUGGGCUUUCACCCGGGAGGGGAACGGGGGUGGAUAGGGUUGGGAUCUCAGCUGCACCUCCAAGGAGGAAGGGCGGCGCCCAGGGGCGUCGCUGCCGCCGGGCCGGACCAGCCGACCAAUGGUUUCCCACGGUCCCAAAACCGCACCACCGGGCACCCAUCCACACCUUUCCGGCGACCAAAGCUGCUGGAUCCGGCGGGGAUGAGAGAGCUGAAGGGGAGGGGAGUCGAACCUCAGAUCUGACGAGGAGGGGGAUCUCCACGCCGCAGCCACCACCCGCCGCCGUCCCACCACCCGCGUGGUCGGGAACGCCGGCUAGGACCACCCACGGACGCCGCCAGCCGGGAGGGCGCCGCCGCCGCGCCAAGGGCCGCCGCCCCAGAUCCGGAGUCCUCCGCCAGAAACGGAGCGAGCAGGGCCUCGCCGCCACCGUCACCGGCGACCGCGCAGGCUUGCCUGCGGCCACCUCGGGUGGCGACGAGGGGGAAGGGGGUGAGGGGUGGCGGCGCUGGGCGGAAACCCUAGUCGCCGCCCGAGUCGCCCGAGCGGACGACGCGGGGGCAGCUCCCGCUGGCCCACGCUGCCUGACAAGAGAAUGCAGCUCUGGAGCCGUCCUGCAGCAAGGCCUAUUAUGCUCAAUGAACAAGCCAUAAUCAACAAUCUCACUGAUUAUAACGUGACAAGGAUGUGGCCUAACAGAAGGGCAGGGGAGGACGAACGGCUCUACUUAGUCCAUAAUCAGGGCACUGCUGGAAUCAAUACCCGGUAUCCGCUGAUCGUCAAGAAGUUCCAGAAUGUAAACCCAACACUACGAGUGGACGGCAAUGUAAGGUACCGCUACAAGUCGGAGAUGAUCCUGUUAGCCAGCAAUUCUCACGACAACAUCAUCAAAGUCGUAGAUCUCAUCCAGAGGGAAGACGCCAUCAUGCUCGUUUAUGAGUAUCCGGUGAAUGGCAGCCUUCAAUCCUGGCUGCACCAACCCAUGGAUGUCGGUCAGCAGCUAAGCUGGCCGGAGAGGAGGGUCAUCGCCAUUGGUGUGGGCCAAGGGCUCUGCCACUUGCACCACGGAUGCAAUAAGCCGAUUGUCCACCACAACAUCAGCUCAGACAACAUUUUUCUUGAUCAGAAUUUCAACGCCGUGAUAGCAAGUUUUGGCGAUGCACAGAUGAACAUGGCUGGCCUCGGCCAACCGUUGCCAAUCACGGACCUGCCUCCUGGUAACUUCGGGUACGCAGCUCCAGAAUAUGGGAACACGGCAAGCCCUAUGACAGAGAAGGUCGACACUUACAGCUUUGGUGUGCUUCUGCUGGUGCUCGUCACGGGGCGCGAGCCCAAUGGAGCUGGAGCAGAUGGUCAUUUGGCGGUUUGGGCGCGCAACUUCGCUCAACUGACGGCAAACCAACUGGAAAUUUUCGAGGGUGCCGUGGACAUGGUCAUCCCAGAUCAAGCGCGGUACAUGGAGGAGAUGGCGACUGUGUUCAGGUUGGGCGUGGAUUGCACCGCUGUGGAUCCACAGCAAAGGCCAUCCAUGCGGAUGGCUCUCAAACGACUCCGCGGCAGCCGUUGGCGUGGCCCAUUCCGUGGCCUCCUUGCCUGCUAUCUAUUGGUCACGUUCUACAUUUACAUUCCUUCUGUUGACUGAAGAAACACUGAACUACCGAACUGGUCUUGAACAUGCUAAAAUGCACUGACAGUCAUCACUAUUGCUAACUAGGAUGCCCCUGCAGUAUCCACUGCUACAAUGCAUUCUUCCACACGAGACAGCGAUCUUAGGUACUUAAUACCAGUUAAACCAUCAUUCACAAGAACUUAUUAUACUGCUGCCUUAUAGCUUCAUAUGUUGUGUUUCCCUGGGUAUUCCCCAAGAACUGAUGUACAGAAAGCUUUCUUUCAGGAGACCAGAUUGAACCAGAUCGGUAAUCAACCAUCUCACGUGCUCUGCCAUUUUGCGGUUUUCCUUAACAAAGUAAUAUUCUUAUUUUCUGUUCAUCUUGCAUGUAAUUACACACCACUCCAUCUGCCUCCUCUGAUACGAAAGAAGCACCAGCGCCUGCCAAGGUUGUUGCACAUUACAGGAUUACAAGAAAUGUUUGAAGGAUACGGGCUUGAUCCACCUGUAUGUUGACGCCCGACAUUGAUUAUGAGGUGCGAUUCCUUUGAAGUUUAUUUUGGAGUACAUCAGAUAUUUAUUUGGGGCAUGAACACGCAUUACCUACAGGAUUUUUUCUGCCUGUGUAAAUUCACUACACUUUUUUAUAUGGAUGGACGGCUUCAUUAGUCUGCUCUGAUGGGAAAGACACUGAUGAGCCAAUGGGCUACCUGUAUCAAACUAUAUAUCGGUUUUAAUAGCGUUACACGCCAGAGGGUUGCGAGCGUCCAACUUGAAUGCAAGGUACCUACUAUACCAGUUAAGUACCAUCCCAGUUAUCAAUGCUACGGUGAUGUGCUUGCUUCAGAACUGGUUACUAGUGCUGAAAUGUGCUGUUCUGGCGUUGUCAAUGACAGAUCCAGAUCGACUUGAGAGUCAUCUGUGAACUCUUUCUGACCUGAUGUAAUGGAGUGUAUAGCAAAAAACUACCACAUUACAGGCUAUCGCUACAAGAAAACUACCGCUUUUUUUAAUUUUUCAAAAUGCUACCACAAUUUUAGUUGGCUGUUCCAAAAAACACUAGUGACCCAAUGGUUAAGUUUUGAUCAGGUUUAUGACAGGGAGGGUCCACGUGUCAGGAGAAAAAUCAUUUGACCGUUUGUUGACUGUUAAGUUUACUGUUGAGCCCACAAGUCAGGGUCAACCUCUCCUCCCACCUCCAGCCACCAGAGGGAAGAGAGUACCCCGAUAGAGCGGGUUGACCCCUGCCUCACUGUGCGUGCUCGCCGGUGAACGCCGCCGCCAUCCCGAGAGGCGCCCCACACCUCCAGCCCUCCUCUCUCCUCGUCCUCCCUGCUCCAUGGACGAGCCGCCGCUGCCAUCCACGUUGGCAUGCAGCAACGCCGCCGCCUCCGCCAUCCCCGCCGGCAUGCAACAACGGCCAUGCGCGCUGCAGGAGCGGGCGUGCUGCAGGUGCGCGCGGGGCCGCUCGAAGUGGCCGGCUCCGUGCAGACUCGCCGGCGCGUUGUCAUGCAGCUUGUGGUGGCCGCCUAUGGUCCUCUUCAACGGGUGGGCACGCGGCGGCGGCGUGGAGCAGCAGCAGCACACAGCAACUUCCGGCCAUGGCGAGGGCGGACGGGAGCACAGGGACCCGAUUGCUUUUUUCUAAAACUAACAGGGACCUGAUUGUUUUUUUACAAAACUUACAGGGGCCGGUUUGCUUUUUAUUUUUUGGAGAGACCGACAUGUGGGUUCCACGUGUCAUAACGGUCCAAUAUAACGGUGACCUGACGAGUGGACCCCCUCUGUCAUAAACGCGGUUAGAACUUAACGCUUCAGUAAUUUGGGUUUUUUGAAACAGCCAACCAAAUUUGUUUUUAAAAAAAAAUAAAAAAAACGGUAGUUUUUGUAGCGAUAGCCUGUAAUGUGAUAAUUUUUUUGCUAUAUACUCGAUGUAAUGGAAGCCUACGCGGGCAGACUGUCCAACUUCUACCAGAUCAUGGAGAUGACCCAGGCAGGUGUUUGAAGGCAGCCUGUUCAGGGCCAUCAGGCGGCUGGAGCGAGAUGCCUUGCUUGGUGAACCAUGACACUGUCAUGGCAGAUAAAAUUGUCAGCUUGUAGGUUGUAUGACUAGUAAGUUCUGAAAUUUAAAGAUUGAUUAGAGUUGAUCCAAGGAUGCAACCUGUAUCCAUUGCAUUUUCCGCGUACACAGUAACAAGUAAGCACAAUUUUUCCUGAAUUUCACUUGGAUAUUCGAUUCAAAUUGGAUGAAUCAUGUUUGUGUUGUUGCUUGCCA